AUGGCUCCGCCGCCAGUCCAUACCCUAGCCACGAUCGGAAACAUCCCGUGUGAGAGAUGCCUCAAGAGAGGCUUGGAGGACGUCGCCUGCGUUCCGGCUGGGUAUAAAGGAACCUGCCAGGCUUGUAGAAACGCAGGCCGACAGUGCGUUAAGGUGGAAGAAACUCCUGCGGUUCGGGAGUUUAUGCUGCUCAGAAUGGCCAAAUGGUCCUUAGGUCAGACCGGGCAAGAUAUCCCAGAGGGCCUUGAAGACCAGCUCAAGGACAGCUGGGAUGGCCUGAUGGCCCCCUACCGUGAGGAGCGGUCUCGUGCGGCGCGGCCCGGCGGCCUUAUUCGUGCUAGGAAUAGUAAAAGGAAGUUAAACCGUGCAGGGGAGGCGUGGUUCGAUAGCUGA
Molecule: messenger RNA, 393 nt
Organism: Nannizzia gypsea CBS 118893
Lineage: Eukaryota; Fungi; Ascomycota; Eurotiomycetes; Onygenales; Arthrodermataceae
Exons: 3
Coding region: 1-393 (130 amino acids)
Source: RefSeq, a predicted model, not a curated record